CUCGCUGCGGUCGCGCGCCGGCAGGGAUUUGUUUGUGGCUUUUUAUGGCAGUGUUUUGGUCGCUGCUGACGUGUGGGAUCGCUUGCAACCAGCAAAUCCUCCGAGCCAGUACCUUUGCAGCGCAGGCGUCGCUCCCUGGGAGGUCGUUUUGCGCGUCGGCUUUUUGAGCAAAAAGCCCAGCCAAAAAAGCAAAUAAUUUCAGCUGUGUCUCGGCUGGCAAAGCGCACCGAGCCGAGCUGACACUAAUCACACGUAGUGACCUCGCGCUCGCACUCCCACGUUGCCCAUCGAUUCGCGGCUCCGAGCAGCGCUCGCACCGACACCGCAGUCCUCUCCGAGGCCGAAACUGUGUUUAGCCCCCGGCAGCGCCCGCACCGGUGAACCGCACGACGCCAGACGCAGCAGUCAGUCAGACAGUCAGUCAGCCAGGCACCGGUGAUCUGCGCGGCGCCAGACGCAGCAAAGCCAAAAAGAGACGAUGUCGCGAAAAGACGACCUCCAGUUCCUGACCACCGAUCUAGAGUACAGCGACGAGACGCCGCAGGCGGCGGCGCCGCUCUUCCCCGACGAGGCCGACGACACGUUGGUGGGGAAGCUCGGCCUCUUCAAGGGCAGCCGCCACCCGGGCGUCGCGCUGUUCCACGUGUUGUUCAAGAGCCUCGCCUUGGCGGUGUACCUGUUCGCCGGGCUGUUCACGUCCAACUUCGUGUUGGUCUGCGUCGUAUGCAUACUCCUCCUAGCCUUUGAUUUUUGGACGGUCAAGAACGUGUCCGGACGACUCCUCGUAGGACUGCGGUGGUGGAACUACGUCAAGGAGGACGGCGCGACGGAGUGGGUCUUCGAGGCCGCCGAGGACAAGUCGGACAUUCGGCCACUCGACGAGCGCCUGUUUUGGUGGGGUUUAUAUGUGCCGGCGGCGGCCUGGGCCUUUUUGCUCGUCACGGCGGUCAUCUCGCUCAAAUUGCAGUGGUUGAUUGUGGUCGGUGCGGCUUUGGCUUUGAGUGGAGCGAACGUCGUCGGGUACACGAAGUGCUCGAAGGAGGCGCAGGCGCGGCUCGAGGGCCUGUCGUCGGGCGGGGCGGCGUCCAUGCUCGGGGGCAUGAUGUCCUCGGGGCUCGCGUCGAACAUGCUCGGGGGGCUCAUGGGCCGCGCGGCCGCGCCGGCGGCCGCGCCGCAGGACGGCUUCGCCGCGGUCUAGAGGCUCGGGGUAAGUACACAACAACAUG
This is a messenger RNA of Pelagomonas calceolata, 1226 nucleotides long. NCBI's taxonomy places the organism in Eukaryota, Pelagophyceae, Pelagomonadales, Pelagomonadaceae. The record is from the annotation of a GenBank genome assembly.